Messenger RNA from Theobroma umbraticum, 1929 nucleotides. Its product is annotated as Outer membrane OMP85 family protein. Gene Ontology annotation, cellular component: outer membrane. NCBI's taxonomy places the organism in Eukaryota, Viridiplantae, Streptophyta, Magnoliopsida, Malvales, Malvaceae. The record is from RefSeq and is a predicted model, not a curated record.
CAGCACCGCCACCCUCUUCCUCGCUUCACAGUUCUACGAAGUCGCAGGUUGGUUAUUCUCCUUUUCCGUUUACAAUGUCAAACCCGGAUCCGAAACCCGACUCGACUCCACCUAAUUCGAAACCCGACCCUGAACGCCCAAAACCUUUCAAAACCAAUGACAUCGAAGAAGAAGAAGAAGACGAAGACGACGAAAGCGAGCUCGAAGAUGAUGAGAACCAAAGCGACGACGUAUUCGGAGAACCGAACCGCCCUAAACCGCAAGCACGGGAGGCUCGAUUCCGUGCGGAGAAACUCAAAAUGGACUCGCUGCUACAGCGAAUGCAGAGCGGUCCCGUUUCCCUCCGAGUCCACGACGUGAUCAUCAAAGGGAACACGAAAACUAAGGACCACAUCAUUGAAGCCGAGACCGAGGAGUUGAAGAGCGUCGGCUCAAUGCAAGAGCUCUUAAAAGCGUCACAAUUGGUGAAUUUGCGGCUCCAAGCGCUUGAAGUUUUCGAUUCAGUGAAAAUCACGCUCGAUUCGGGCCCGCCGGAACUGCCCGGAACUGCUAACGUGAUUAUCGAGGUUGUCGAGACAGCGAGCCCGCUUUCGGGACAGAUUGGAGCUUAUACGAAAGCAGAGGCUAGAUCUUCUACGGUGGAAGGAUCGCUCAAGUACAAAAAUCCGUUUGGUUAUGGGGAUCUUUGGGAUGGUUCAUUGGCAUACGGCUGUGAUCACUCUGCAGAGGUAAGUGCUGGCUUGUAUUUGCCCAGAUUCAAAGGACUGGUAACUCCUGUCACAGCACGAGCAUUCUUACUAUCCCAAGAUUGGCUGAAGUUUUCUUCUUACAAAGAGCGAUCUUUGGGCCUCUCUCUUGGCCUGUUUUCUACUACACAUCAUGAUGUGGCAUACAACCUUGCAUGGCGAAUGUUGACUGAUCCAUCACAAAUGUCAUCAAGGUCCAUAAGGAGGCAGCUUGGACAUAAUUUACUUUCUUCUUUGAAGUAUACAUUUAAAUUUGAUAGGAGAAAUUCAACUCUGAGGCCAACCCGGGGUUAUGCUUUUGUUUCUACCACUCAGAUUGGUGGCCUUGCACCUGAUAGUCGGAGCUUAAGAUUUUUGCGGCAGGAAUUUGAUCUUCGUUACGCUGUUCCUCUUGGAUUUUAUCGUGCGGCUCUUAAUUUUGGGAUUUCUGGUGGUGUUGUCUUUCCAUGGGGAAAUGGGUUCUUGAGUAGGCCAUCAUCCCUGCCAGAGAGAUUCUUCUUAGGUGGCAACAUAUCUCCAGUUUGCACUGUUGGAGGGCCAACGGCAUUAUGGGGAUUUAAGACAAGGGGAUUGGGUCCAACAGAGCCAAGAAGACAGGUUAAUGAUGAAAACGCUGAUCCUUCUGGAGUAGAUUUUCUUGGAGGAGACCUUGCUGUUACUGCUUUGGCAGACCUGUCUUUUGAUCUUCCAUUUAGGUGGUUUAGAGAAAAAGGAAUCCAUGCUCAUGUUUUUGCAUGUACUGGUAAUGUUGCCAAGUUAACAGAGAAUGAGUAUCGAAAUUUCUCUGUUCAGAAGUUUGUAGAUUCACUCCGAAGUUCUGUAGGAGUUGGACUUGUUGUCCCUACAAGUUUAUUCCGCAUGGAGCUUAACUACUGCUAUAUACUGAAGAAGUUUGAUCAUGAUCGGGCAAAAACUGGCUUUUGGCUUACCUUCUCUGGUGCAUCAUAGAAUUUUGGACUUGAUAUAGGUGUCCGGCACCGUUGAGGCAACACUUAAAGCCUGUCAUUCAGGCAAUUGGGUUUUCCCGUACCUCGGAAAUUCUGCUUCACUCCUCGGCAUAGUUGUUUUGGAGUAUCGUUGAUUUUUUCUGUUGUCAAGUGUAGUUUUCACAUUUAUUUGGACAAAGUUCAGAAGGCUCACUUUUCCAGCUCAAGAGUAUAAGAAAAUAAUGGUAUUUGAGUUA